Gigantopelta aegis is the source of this 666-nucleotide messenger RNA. RefSeq lists its product as uncharacterized. Lineage: Eukaryota; Metazoa; Mollusca; Gastropoda; Neomphalida; Peltospiridae. The transcript has a single exon. The record is from RefSeq and is a predicted model, not a curated record. The coding region runs from base 1 to 666 and encodes 221 amino acids.
AUGGUCUCUGAAGAUGACCUUAUUGCAGCAUAUGCCACCCCGCCAGAAGACCAGGAGACAGCAAAGUCGCAAACUUCCACCCCAGCAGAAAAUCAAGAGGUUGAAACCGCCACCCCGCCAGAAGACCAGGAGACAGCAGACACAGAUGUUCCUGAUGCACAGCUAAGAACUAUUCAACAUAACAUCCAAGUCCAGCGGAAAAGAGCAGAAGAAUGUCAGCUUGCACAAGCUGAACGCAUGGUCAAGCGCAGUCGUUUGGAGCAUGUCCCUGGUAACCCCGGUGAUAAUGUAACCAUUCCUAUUCCUUUUGUUGAUCGUGGGAAAGGUGACCCUCGCAAUAUCAUGGGUGUCAUUGUGGACAGAGAUGAAAAUGACCUGUAUCGAGUACCUGUUCGGGCAGGGAUCCUUAAGGGACGCUAUUGCAGAAACCAAUUCGAUUUGUGCACCCACCAGUUAAAUAGCAUUGAGGACAUGUCUAGAGACGGUGAGGUUGGCCUACGUCAGGCAGUGCAGAGUGAGUCCAGGUGCGGUGGUCAGGGCUAUGCCAAAUGCAACUGUGCAGCCAGUGGCAAACAAUGUCGGACAAACCGAUGUAAAUGUUUCAAGUCAGGUGUGAAGUGCAACAGCAGGUGCCACUCCAGUAUUACAUGUGCCAACAAGAACUGA